CCUUUAACAUGCCUUUUCUCCCUCUUCUUUUAUUCACAUUGCAUCUCUCUCUCUCUCUCUCUUUCUCUCUCUCAUGUCUUGUUAGUCUCUCUCUUGGAUGAUGGCCAAUCAAAGUGGUGGUAACAGUUUGUUGAGGGACUACAGGAAAGGAAACUGGACAGUUCAAGAGACAAUGGUGCUGAUUGAGGCAAAGAAAAUGGAUGAUGAGAGAAGAAUGAAGAGAGUUGAGGAGAGUGAAGGGAGGAGCAAACCAGCAGAGCUGAGGUGGAAAUGGGUUGAGGACUAUUGUUGGAGGAAUGGUUGUUUGAGGAGUCAAAACCAGUGUAAUGACAAGUGGGACAAUCUCAUGAGAGAUUUCAAGAAAGUGAGAGAUUAUGAGAGGAGAUUGGCUGAGAAAGGUGGAGGAGGAGGAGAUACGAGUGGUGGUGGUGGUGGUGGUGGAGGAGGGUCUUAUUGGAAGAUUGAGAAGCAUGAGAGGAAAGAGAGGAAUUUGCCUUCUAAUAUGUUGCCUCAGAUAUAUGAGGCAUUGGUGGAGGUGGUGGAGAGGAGAGGAGGUGUGAGGGUGGUGGUGGGUGUUGGGUCUAGUGGUGGUGUUGGUGGUUCCAAUGUGGGGCAUAGUGGGUAUGUGGUGGAGAGAUCAACAAGUAAUGCGGUGGUUCAACCACCUCUAUUGCUUCCUCCACUGCAACAUUCAAUUUCAGCUCCACCACAAACAGUAUUAUCCCUCCCUCCACCGCCACCGCCGCCUCCACCGGUUGCAGCAACACAACCACACAGUCUUCCACAGUCUCAGCCAUUGCCCACAGUAGAUUCUGAUACAAGUGAGCAUUCUGACUCACCAGCAAAGAGAAGGAGAAGAGGAGAGGGAACAAGUGGCACUGCUGCAAGUGGAAGCACACCAAACAUUGAAUUUGGGAAUGCAAUCUCCCAAAGUGCUACCCUCAUAGCAGAAGCUAUUCAAGCUUGCGAUGAGAAAGAAGAUACAAGGCACAGAGAGCUCUUGAGCUUGUACCAGAGAAGACUAGAGAUUGAAGAGUCUAAAACUGAGAUCACUAGGCAAGGUAUUGAUGGCCUUGUGGACGCCAUUAACAAGCUUUCCAAUUCCAUCCUUGCUUUGGCUAAACAAAAGAAUUAAUGAACUUCCCGAAACGAUCCUCAUUGAAGUAAAUAAAGAUUUAAACAAGUAUUUGAGAGAGAGAGAGAUUAAUUCAAUUUGCUUGUACAUAAAUGAUGAAUUAAUGAUCUCACUUGUAUUGUUUGUGGCUUCAUGUUGCAGCCACUUUCAUUGAACCAUUUGAAGUUUUUUUUU
This is a messenger RNA of Camellia sinensis, 1309 nucleotides long. RefSeq names its product hydroxyproline-rich glycoprotein family protein. The record is from RefSeq and is a predicted model, not a curated record. Lineage: Eukaryota; Viridiplantae; Streptophyta; Magnoliopsida; Ericales; Theaceae.